Astyanax mexicanus (Mexican tetra) is the source of this 4209-nucleotide messenger RNA. Its product is annotated as NLR family CARD domain-containing protein 3. The coding region runs from base 477 to 3830 and encodes 1117 amino acids. The transcript has 14 exons. Gene Ontology annotation, molecular function: protein binding. Lineage: Eukaryota; Metazoa; Chordata; Actinopteri; Characiformes; Acestrorhamphidae. The record is from RefSeq and is a predicted model, not a curated record.
UAGUAGGCAGAGUAGACAGGUAGAAGCAACAUGAAGUCCAGAGUGCAAGUUUUGCUAUAGCAGCAUGAUAAUGAAAUUAGAGCAGUAAAAGAUAAAGUGUCUCAGUGCGGUUUAAAGUGACAGUGUUUGUAAACAGUAAUUGUCAUUUUACAGCUUACAGCUUGUGGAAUGGUAAGAUUAGCUUGUGGUGAGGUGAUAUAUGACAUAGAUAGUAUGAUGAGGCUUAAGGACUGAGUUCACUUCAGUUUAGCCUUUUUAUUGCUUUUAAAUCACAGUUCAGUGUAAACAGAUAAGAUUUGAGCAUGCACCUGAACUUUGAGACUUAAUUACCAGCUAAAAUAUCAGGUGAUGUUCUCGACACAGAAAAAAGAAUCUGCGUGAAGGUUUCCAUUUUCUUACAAGGAACGUAAACAACACUGAGAAGAAAACUAAGUUUGUGGCUGUAAUUAUUAGAACAGACAUUCUCAUAUUUUAAAAUGAGCUUCUGUGGCAUACCGGACACAAAUAGAGGCGAGAGUCUAGUUCAGAGUGAUCAUGCACAGGAGAGAUCGGAAUCACCUGAAUCCAGCUGUGUGUCCAUUAAGAGUGACCAAUCUAUGGAUUUUCCACAGAAUUUUAAAGAGGCAGAGUGUUCUCCCGCUGCGAGUCCGGUUCAGAGAGACGGUUCCCAGGAGAGAUCAGAAUCACCUGAACAAAGCUGUGUCUCCAUGAAGAGUGACCAAUCAAUGGACUUUCCACAGAAUUUCAAAGGGGAAGAGCACUCUACUGAUGUGAGUCUGGUUCAGAGAGUCUGGUGUCCGGAGAGAUCAGACUUACCUGAACCCAGCUGUGUCUCCAUGAAGAGUGACCAAUCAAUGGACUUUCCACAGAAUUUCAGACAGGAAGAGCCUUCUCCUGCUGUGAGUCCGGUUCAGAGUGACUGGUUUCAGAAGAGAUCAGAAUCACCUGAACCCAGCUGUGUCUCCAUCAGGAGUGACCAAUCAAUGGACUUUCCACAAAAUUUCAGACGGGAAGAGCAUUCUUCUGAUAUAAGUGUCCAAAAGGAGACAUCUAAAUUUACCAGGUCAAAUAAUUUAGAAACCGUAUUCAAGACUGUGGAACACAAGCUAAUCUCUGUGCUGCAAAAGGAGCUGAAGAUGUACAUAAAGCUGCUGAAUGCAGAUUCCUCAGCAUGCUGUGAGAAAGAGGUAGAGGAUGAAGAAGAUCAGAGCAGUGGCAGAGAGGAAGUGUUGAAGCUUACACUUGACGUCCUGAGGAACACGAAUAACACAGAUCUCGCUAACACACUGCAGAUAAAGUGGGUCUCAGAAUAUCAGCAGAAACUCCAGUCCAAACUGAUAGAGAAAUAUACAAAAAUUAAUGAGGGAAUCUCACAGCAUGGAAGAUUAACCUUCUUGAGUGAGAUCUACACAGAGCUCUACAUCACAGAGGGUGAGAGUGGAGAGGUGAAUAAUGAACACGAGGUCAGACAGAUCGAGACGGCAUCCAGAAGACCAGCAACACAGGAGAAACCCAUCAACUGCAAUGAUCUCUUUAAAGACAAACCAGUCCGAACAGUUCUGACUAAAGGAGUUGCUGGAAUUGGAAAAACAGUCUCUGUGCAGAAGUUCAUUCUGGAUUGGGCUGAAGGAAAAGCCAAUCAGGACAUCCACUUCAUAUUCCCACUUCCUUUUAGAGAGCUGAAUUUGAUGAAGAAGGAAAAGCUCACUCUGAUGGAGCUUCUUCAUCACUUUUUCCCAGAAAUAAAGAAAUUAAAAUCUUUAGCCUUUGAUGCUUAUAGAGUCCUGUUCAUCUUCGAUGGUCUGGAUGAGUGUCGACUUCCUCUAGAUUUCCAGAACAAUGUGAUCUUAAGGAACGCUACAGACUUUGCCUCAGUGGAUGUGUUGCUGACCAACCUCAUCAGGGGGAAUCUGCUUUCCUCUGCUCUUCUAUGGAUAACCUCUCGACCAGCGGCAGCCAGUCAAAUCUCCCUUGAUUGCAUUAAUCAGGUAACAGAGAUACGAGGAUUUACAGAUCAUCAGAAAGAGGAGUACUUUAGUAAGAGAAUCAGUGAUCAAACAUUGGCCAAAAACAUCAUCUCACACAUGAAGUCUUUAAGAAGCCUCUACAUCAUGUGCCACAUCCCAGUCUUCUGUUGGAUUGCAGCCACUGUUCUAGAGAGAGUGUUGGGUAAAGCAGAGACUGGAGAGAUCCCAAAGACUCUGACUCAAAUGUUCACACACUUCCUCAUCUUUCAAAUCAAACACAGGAACCAAAAGUACAAAGGAAAAUGUGACCCAGAUCCUCAAGAAACUAAAAGGAUGAUUCUGGCACUGGGAAAACUGGCUUUCCAACAGCUGGAAAAGGGCAAUCUGAUCUUCUAUGAGGAAGACCUAAGAGAGUGUGGCAUUGAUGUCUCAGAGGUGUCAGUGUACUCAGGAGUUUGCACCCAGAUCUUCAAAGAGGAGCUUGGGCUUCAUCUGGGGAAGGUGUUCAGUUUUGUUCACCUGAGUGUUCAGGAGUUUCUUGCUGCUUUGUAUGCAUUUCUCACCUUCAUCAGCAAAGAUGGACCAAAACGGUCACUUUAUGUCUUCUUUGGUAUUUCUAAGAAGUCAAAAAUGUCAGAUUUUCUCAGGUCUGCAGCGGACAAGGCUUUACAGAGUGAGAAUGGACACCUGGAUCUAUUCCUUCGCUUUCUUCUGGGUCUCUCCGUGGAAUCCAAUCAGGUUCUCUUACGAGGUCUACUCGCAUUUACUGAAAGAUGCUUUCACAGCAAAGAGGGUACAGUCCAGUGCAUCAAGGAGAAGAUCAGAGAGAAUCCCUCUACAGAGAAAUCAAUCAAUCUGUUCCACUGUCUGAAUGAACUGAAUGACCAUUCUCUUGUGCAAGAAGUUCAAACAUACCUAAGCAAAGGAAGUGACCAUCGUCUCAGUGGAGGCUGGCUCUCUCCUGCCCAGUGGUCAGCACUGGUGUUUGUGUUGCUGAACUCAGCAGAGGAGCUGGAUGAUUUUGUACUUAAUAAAUAUCAUCCUUCUGAAGAAUGCCUUCUUAGAAUGCUGCCAGUUGUCAAGGCAUCAAGAAAAGCUGUGUUAUGUGUCUGUAAUCUUACAGAGAAAUGCUGUGCAGCUCUGGCCUCAGCACUCAACUCCUCUAGUCUGAAAGAACUGAACCUGAGUAACAAUAAACUGCAAGAUUUAGGAGUGAAGCUGCUCUCUGCUGGACUGAUAAGUUCACUCUGUAAACUUGAGAAACUUUGGAUGUGUGGCUGCAGUAUCACAAAGGAAAGCUGUGAAACUCUCGCCUCAGUUCUGAGUUCAGAGAACUCAAAUCUGAAAGAACUGAACCUGGGUAGCAGUGAACUACAGGAUGCUGGACUAAAGAUGCUCUCUGCAGGACUUGAGAAUCCACAUUGUAAACUAGAGACACUGAGGCUUGGAAAUUGCAAAAUUACAGAGGAAGGCUGUGCUUCUCUGGCUUCAGCUCUAAAAUCAAAUCCCUCUCACCUGAAAGAGCUAGACCUGAACUGGAAUAAUCCAGGGGAGUCAGGAGUGAAGCAGCUCUCAGAUCUAUUGGAAGAUCCACGCUGCAAUUUAGAAAUACUACAGCUUGGGUACUGCAGUAUUACAGAGAAAGGCUGUGUGUCUCUGGCUUCAGCUCUAAAAUCAAACACCUCAUCACAACUGAGAGAACUGAAUCUGAACCUCAAUAAUCCAAGACAGUCCGGAGUGAAGGUGCUCUCUGAGCUACUGGAAGAUCCACAUUGUAACUUGGAGACACUAUACAUCACACCUGACCACUGGAUAUUACAAGAGCACACAGGGGAUGAUGGGAAGAAGAUGGAGGCUUGUUGAAAAAAAAAAUACUGUCUUUAAUGUGUCAAACUUUUGUAGCCCAUUUAUAUCAUGCUGAACAGUGUUUUGCUUAUUUUGUAAAGGUCCACAAACAUUUUCCUUUUUCAUAUUCUACCAAAAUGAUUUUUAGAUCACGUCAAAAGCUGCUAUGCUAAGUGAACCAGGACACAAUAAUGAUUAAUUGACCUGAAAUCUCAGCCAAGAUUAAAAUGAUGGUUAUAAAUAAAUGUAAGCUUGCUCACAGAACAGUACACUGCCUUUCUAGUGAAGAAAGUCAAAUAAAUAUCUGCUCAUUUAUAUUAAUAACAUAAACUAUUACUUAUUUCUGUAUUAUUUAUUUUUUAUACUGAAAUAAAUAAAUCACUUUUUAUAACUUGAA